UUUCCUUUCAAGAAUUACUGCCCAGUGGCAGGAACCUGGAGGAAGAGGUCACUGUGUGGUUUAGUAAGAGGCGCUUGGAAGGACAGGGUGGUGAGCAGCGGGACAGACGGCCGGAGAGGAGGACGCAGCAGCGGCCCCACUUGAGAGCACAGAAAAAGCCGCGGCGGAGCCUUGCGCCGCUCAGGUGGCCCUUUCCCGCUCAGGUGAGCGCCUCCCCGCCUCCCAUUGGCCGAGGCGCUCGCGGUGCCGGGAGGGCGACGCAGCCCGGUCUAGUUCAGGGUCUAGGGCGGCGCGUCACUUCCGGUAGCGCGGAGCUUGUAAAACACCCUGGAGAGAAAAUGGCGGCGGCAGCGGCUUCGUCGCCCCAGCAGCUUUCGGAUGAGGAGCUUUUUUCUCAGCUCCGCCGUUACGGCCUGUCUCCCGGCCCCGUGACAGAGAGCACCCGCCCGGUCUACCUCAAGAAGCUAAAGAAGCUUUGGGAGGAAGAGCAGCAGCAGCAUCGGUCAGGGGGCCGCGGCAACAAGACGCGGAACAGUAAUAACAAUAACACGGCAGCCGCCACGGUCGCGGCCGCUGGACCCACGGCGGCGGGGGCGGCGGGGGCGGCGGGGAUGGGGGUCAGGCCGGUCUCGGGCGACCUGUCCUACUUGCGGACCCCUGGGGGCCUGAGCCGAAUCGCGGCCUCGGGUUCGGAGACCCCCCCGGGAGGGCCCGUGGCCGCCGCAGCCGCCCCCACGGCUGGCAGCAAAGUGUUGCUGGGCUUCAGCUCGGACGAGUCGGACGUGGAGGCCAGUCCCCGGGACCAGGCCGGCGGCAGUGGCAGCAGGAAGGACCGGGCUGUGCUCCAGUACCGCGGGCUCAAAGCGCCGCCGGCGCCCCUGGCCGCCAGCGAGGUGACUAACAGCCACUCGGCCGAGCGGAGGAAGCCCCACUCGUGGUGGGGGGCCAGGAGAUCGGAGGGCGCGGAGCUGCAGAUCCAGUCGGGGAAAGAUGCGGCGGUGGAGGACGAGGAGGAGGAGGGAGACGACCGGGAGGACGGAGACCCCGAGGCGGAGGAGCCGCUGUGGGCGAGCCGAGCCGUGAACGGCAGCCGCCUUCUUCCCUACAGCUGCCGGGAAAACUAUUCGGACUCGGAGGAAGAGGAGGUGGACGACGUGGCCUCCACCAGACAGGUACUAAAGGAUGACUCCUUUUCCCGGCAUCGGCCCAGACGCAGCCAUAGUAAGCCUCUCUCCCCUUUGACUGCUAAAUCUGCCGGCAGCAGGCUGGAGACCUCAGUUCAAGGAGGGGGAGGACUUGCGAUGAAUGACAGGGCGGCGGCUGCGGGUAGUCUAGACUGGAGUCGAAACCUCGAAGAGGCGGCGACGGAGCAAGGAGGUGGGUGCGAUCGAGUGGACUCCAGCCCCAUUCCUAGAUACCGUGUAAGCUCAAAGAAACUGGCCCCUCUCCUGUCCUCGCCGCUUCCCGACUUGGACUCAACCUUGGAUUCGUCUACAGGCUCUCUUCUUAAAACUAACAAUCACAUCGGCGGUGGGACCUUCAGUGUGGACUCCUCCAGGAUUUAUUCCAACAGCCUCCCUCCCAGUGCUGGAGCCACCCCUAGUUCACUCAGGAUCAAUCACGCCAACCAUACCGGCUCCAAUCAUACCUACCUGAAAAACACAUACAACAAACAGAAGCUUUCCGAACCUGAGGAGGAACUUCUGCAGCAGUUUAAACGGGAGGAGGUUUCCCUACCAGGAAGUUUCAGUGCUCACUACUUGUCCAUGGUUCUCCUAACUGCUGCCUGCUUAUUUUUCCUAAUACUGGGACUAACUUACCUAGGAAUGAGAGGGACUGGAGUAUCCGAGGAUGGAGGACUCAUAAAAGACCCAUUUGAUGCAACAUUUGGAAAAAUACAAGAAAGUGAGAAGAAUCUUAUGUUGAGCACAUUAUAUAAACUUCAUGAUCGAUUGGCACAGCUUGCAGGAGAUCAUGAAUGUGGCAGUUCUAGUCAAAGAACACUUUCUGUUCAAGAGGCAGCUGCAUAUUUAAAAGAUUUAGGUCCUGAAUAUGAAGAUAUAUUUAACACCUCAUUGCAGUGGAUUUUAGAAAAUGGGAAAGAUAUUGGAAUAAGGUGUGUUGGUUAUGGCCCUCAGGAAGAAUUGAGAAAUAUAACUGAUGUGCAGUUUUUACAGUCCACAAGACCACAGAUGUCUUUCUGGUGUCGUUUUCGAUGUGCUUUUAUUACUGUAACCCACAGAUUAUUGUUGUUAUGUUUAGGUAAGUUGUUAGGAUGAGAAAGGUGAUACAUUGCAGUCUAGAAAUUUUGUGUGUCUGUAUUUUACUGAAUGCCAGAGCUGAGAGUCUACUUCCCACUUCUGUGAUGGAUGUCAUAUAAAACACAUCCAGAAACCUUCACUAAAUAAAGCUGAGGGGUUGUUAUAAUGUCAAUAUUAAACUAAGGGCUUAGAAAACAGUAAUAUAAGGAGAGAGGCAUAAAUAAAACUUUGUUAUAAGAAUAUCAUAAAAAGAGCAAGUAUAUUUAGCAUGUAUAUAGAAAUCUACUUUAGAGACCAGAUGUGAUGGCACAUGCCUGAAAUUGCAGCACUUGAGAGGCUGAGGCA
Messenger RNA from Heterocephalus glaber (naked mole-rat), 2606 nucleotides. Lineage: Eukaryota; Metazoa; Chordata; Mammalia; Rodentia; Bathyergidae. The record is from RefSeq and is a predicted model, not a curated record.